UAUGCAGUAGAGACAACCGUGUGACACAAUCAACAAGAUACUUCUACUACGGACCCCAUUUGUUUUGCCCAUCAGAGUGAGAAGAAGGGAUUGAGACAGACGCAGGAAGCCAACAUGGACAUAUUCGGUGGUGCCCCCCGUGUACUGGGCUACUCGCGCCCCGUGGUGGCACAGUGUGGCACGGACGCCGUCCUGCAAUGCAAGAUCGGRGGCGACCCUCGUCCUGAGGUGGUCUGGGAGAAGAAGAAUGUACAGAUCCUGUCAGAGGGACGCUACAGGCUGUCGGAGGAGGGCUAAUUUUUCUUAUCACAAAGCAGUGAAUACAUUGCUGGAGACGCAGGCCAGUAUAUCUGCAAGGCCAGUAACACGUGGUGAGACGUCGCCCCUGCCACACUGAAGGUGGAGGAGAACAGUCAGGAGCGGAAGGGGACAGAAACAGACAGAGGUCAAUGGGUGCAGCAAACCAGGCUGGAGAAUGGAGAACCAACAGAGCGGAGAGGUAGAGAGGAGAAGGAAAAGGGAGGGAGUGAGCGGGAGAAAAAGAAGCAGCACUUUUGAAGGGUCAGACAACAGACCCACUUCCUCAUCAAGCCCCUCUCCUUGAGGGGGGACCGGGGCGAGGACGCAGCCUUCUCCUGUAAGCUGUCGGGCAACCCUCUGCCCCAGGUGGUGUGGGAGAAGGACGGGAAGAAGCUGAGCGACAUCUUCGAGAGCGCCCACUUCAACGUCAGCAGCCAGGACGGAGGCUGGUUCCAGCUGAAGAUCUUCCGGACGCGGAUGCCCGAGGGGUGUCUAACCUGCAGAGCCCAUAACAAUCAAGGAGGGGCGCUGGCGGGCGCAGUGCUGCUUGUGGAGCUCGUCCCGGAACGGCAGGAGAGCGGGGCGUCCACGUCAAAUGGUGCAGCAACGGGCAGACAUCACCUCACAGCCGACGAGCCCAAUCUGAACUCGUCCAAUGUGAAGAAAUCGGUUUUCGGAGGGAAACAUGCUAAGUUCCGCUGCUUCGUGACAGAACCUAAGCCUGAGAUCAUCUGGAAGAAAGACGGAGCGCCCCUAGAGGCUGGGAGGCGUCACCUUCUGUGAGACAGAGAGGGUUACUACACGCUCAAAGUGAUGUACUGUAAACAUCAGGACACAGGGCUGUACGUGUGUGCUGCGUCCAACGCUCUGGGACACACCCUCAGCUCAGUUUACCUGACGGUCAAAGCUCCAGCGGUGCGGUUCAGGKGGUCACUGCAAGACGUGGAGGUGAAAGAGAGAGGCAUGGCCGUGUUGGAGUGUGAGGUACCUAAUGAGGGCAUCCCUACUGCCUGGUACCUGGAGGACCAGAGACUGCAGCCAGGAGGUAAAUACGGCAUAGAGCAGAAAGGAACCAGGCGCAGGCUCACUAUCCGAGAUGUAGGAGCAGACGACGAUGGGGUCUAUCUCUGUGAGAUGCCUGAUGGAGGGAAGAGUAUCGCUGAGCUGGCCGUCAAAGGCACAAUUGUUAAAAAACUUCCUCGAAAACUAGACGUGUUGGAGGGGGAGAACGCAGUGUUCUGUGUGGAGGUAGAGGAGGAGAACAUGGAUGUCCACUGGUUCAAAGAUGGCCUGAAGCUACGCGAGAGCCACCAGACUAUCCUCAAGUCCUUUGGUAAAACCCACAUCCUGGUGUUCGUCAYCGUCUGCCACGGGGACACUGGGGUCGUGACCUUCGUUGUGGGAAGAUCCAAGACCWCAUCCCGGCUCAGAGUCAAAGCUGCCAGACACAGCCCUCCCAUCUGUCCAGUGGGGGUGGAGAUGGAUGUGGACAGGCCCAACAGCGUGCUCCUCUCCUGGGAGCCGGCCCCCACCAGCCAGACCACCACGCGCUCCGUCUAUGUCCUGGAGAGACAGGAAGUGGGAUCACAGGAGUGGCUGAGGUGUGCGACCUCCGACACGGCGACCUCCGCAGAGGUCAUGGGCGACAGCGUGCCGUGCGAGGGCGAUUACCGCUUCCGCGUCUGCUGCAUCAAUAAGUAUGGUCGUAGUGGACACGUGGAGUUCCCUAAAGUCGUCCAUCUUGUGCCAGGUCCCAAGAUKAGGACCCCUCUCCGGGGCUGUGAGGUGACGGAGGGGGAGGACGCCCUGUUCUCCAUCGAUCUGUCAGUGARGGUGACGGGCACCUGGUUCCUGAACAGCACCCAGCUACAGGAUACCCAACACUACUCUAUCCAACAGGCCAAGACACAGCACUCCCUGGUAAUCCACAGCACCAAGGUGGAAGACCACGAGGCAGAGGUCACCUUCAUCGCCAACGGAGUCAGAGACUCAGCGGUUCUCAAGGUUCAAGCUGCGGUGGUGAAGUUCAGCCCAAUGUCAGAGUCAGACAGUAACAAGAGGGUGGAGACUGGUAACCCUGUGGUCCUGUACUGUGAGGUGUCCCACCCCUCAGCCAGGGUGGGCUGGUUCAAGGAUGGGGUGGAGCUACAGGUGACAGACGGCCUCAACAUCCAAUCAGAAGYCAACAUGAGYAGGAUCGUUAUCCAAUCGGCUGAGUUCACCGACUCUGGCGUGUACACAUGCGAGACGAUGGGUGAUGUCAUCAAAUUCAACGUGGAGGUUGAAGGUCCCCCUGUGCAGUUCAGUGAGGUCCCUGAGGAGGAYCUCCAGAAGUCUGCCAUGGAGCUGGAUCCUGUGGUGCUCACCUGUGAGGUUUCCAGAGAGGACGCCAACGCUACCUGGUAUAAGGAUGGGGUUGAGGUCCAGGCCAGUGAUAACAUCACCAUACAAACAGAGGGCAACAUGAGGAGACUGAUCAUCCGUUGUGCUGAGACCGCAGACGCAGGAACCUACAGCUGGCAAUCAGGAGACAACAGCCUCUCAUUCACUGUCAACAUCAAAGAGCCUCCAGUGAUGAUCGUGGAGCCCAAGGAGGACGUGGUUAUGGAGGGUCAUAUCUCUGAGCAGGUGGUGCUGCAUGUGGAGCUGUCCCGCUCCAGCGGUGAGGUCCACUGGUUUAAGGACGGCCUUCAGGUCCUGGAGACGAAGAACGUCCAGCUGAUCCAGGGACCGUACAGGAGGCUGACCGUCCUCUGCGGCUCGCAAGAUUCCGGAGAGUACGUCUGCGACACGGAUGGAGACUCUGUGUUCUUCCAGGUCACCAUCACAGAGCUUCCGGUGCGAAUCGUCUCCCCCACUGAGUCUGAGCUGGAGCUGACCAGCCUGACCUCUGAGAGGCUGGAGCUCAGCUGUGAGAUCUCCCCAGCCUGAUGCCCAGGUACGGUGUACCGAACGGCGCUGGAGGUGGAGGAGAGUGCCUCUCUCAUCCUGGAGGUCCAGGGAGCCCACAGGACACUGGUCAUCCCCACGACCACUGUGGAGGACACAGGAGAGUAUGUGUGUGACACAGAGGAUGACUCGGUCACAUGGCUGGUCACUAUUACAGAGCCUCCUGUGAAGCUGGCSCGCUCUGAAACAAUGUCUGACGUAAUGGACUGUMUCUCUGGAGACCCCAUCGUCCUGGAGAUCGAGGUGUCACGGUUCAACGCUGAGGUGAUCUGGAUGAAGGAUGGAGGAGAGGUGGAGGAGAGCAGUGAUGUCACCAUCACUGAGGAUGGACUCAUCCGCCGCCUCACCAUCCGCACGCCCMCCCRGGGGGACUCUGGGAAAUACACCUGUCUUGCCUCAGAUGACCUCAUCGACUUCCAGGUCAAGGUGUCAGAGCCCCCAGUGAAGAURGUGAAUAGYUCAGAAGUCAAGACAGAGGUCAAGUCCCUGCCCUCUAAUGACAUCGAGUUGGAGUGUGAACUCUCCAGGGCCAAUGCCGUCGCUAAGUGGUACAAAGAUGGCCGCCGGUUAAARGAGGACGAGAGGUUCUGUGAGGAGGAAGAAGGGGCGUUCCGCUCCCUGGUGAUCCUUAACGCUGAGCUGGAAGAUUGCGGAGACUACUUCCUUGAUGCUGGAGAUGACAACAUCACUUUCCAUGUCACUGUGCAAGAGCCUCCAGUGACCAUCCUGGGGAACUCUGAGGACGCAGACUACCAGGAGAUGGUUGCCGGGGACGACCUGAUCCUGGCCUGUGAGGUGUCCCGGGCCAAUGCCCCUGUCCAGUGGUACUGUAACGACAGACAGCUGACUAGCGAUGACCGGACCUACAUCGAGAGCUACGGCACGCUGAGGAAACUCAUCCUCUCUGACAUCCUGCCCUCCGACUCUGGGAAGUACAUGUGUGAUGCUAUCGAUGACAAGAUGGUCACCAUGGUGAAGAUCCAAGACUCCCCCGUCACCUUCGUAGACAAACAGGCAGUGAACAUCAUCACGGGUUACGAGGCAGAGAGCGUGACGCUGAUGGGGGUCGUGUCUAAGGAGAACGCUCCCGUUCGCUGGCUCAAGGACUGGACGCKCGUCAUAGGGGACCGCUUCCACACGGGGGUCGACGGCGCCAACCGGUUCCUCACCAUUGACCCGCUGAGACGGUCGGACAGRGGAGAGUACACAGUAGACGCCAACACAGACGAGAUGCAUUUCAGUCUGCUAGUCAAAGAGAUGAGGGUGAAGUUUGCCAAGCCGCUCCACGACACCGUGGCCCAUGCGGACGGCAUGGUGACCAUACGCUGUGAGGUGUGUAAGCCRAAGGCGGACGUCCAGUGGCUGAAGGACGGCGUGGAGAUCGUCCCCAGCCGGAGGUUCACUAUCCGGGCCGACGGUGUGGAACGCAGCCUGACCAUCCACAGGCUGACCAGGGAGGACACGGGGGAGUACGCCUGCGAGUCCAAGGACGACCGCACCGCUGCCAGGCUCAGAGUUGAGAUGCCCCGCGUGGUAGAGUUCUUGACAGAGCUCCACAACACCAUGGUGUUAGAGGGAGAGGACGCCACCUUCAAGUGCGUGGUGUCGCCAGAGGACGUGCAGCUGGUGUGGGGGAUGGACGGCGAGCUCGUCGUCAUGGGUGCCCGUUUCCAGGCGACGCAGAACGGCCUGUGUCACACCCUGGUGAUCAAGAGCUGUCAGYUCCUGGACUCCUCUAAGAUCACAGUGGAGGCUGAGGGGAACGUGUCCAAGGCCACCCUCAAAGUACAGGAAGCUCAGGUGACCUUCACUAAGAAGAUGGAGGCGGUGAUGGCCGAGGAYUACGGAGACGCUACCAUGGAAACAGAGGUCAGUCUGGACACGGGCGAGGUCCAGUGGAUGAGGCAYGGUGUGGUCAUCCAGCCAGGACCCCGACACACCCUGGGCCAGAGRGGACGCAAACGCAGCCUGACCAUCUGCAACCUCAACCUCUCUGACCGCGGAACCUACKGCUGUGAAACCCUACACGACCGCACGCAGGUCAAACUCAACGUGGAGCCCCGUAAGAUCGCCAUCCGUAAGGGUCUGGCGGAGACGGACACGUUUGAGCGGGAGACGGCCUCCUUCGAGGUGGAGCUGUCUCACACUGGCGUGGAGGGCGUCUGGCAGAAGGACGGCAUCCGGGUCAAACCCAGCAACCACUGGCGGGUGAGCUGCAACGGYCUGGUCCACGGCCUCACCCUGUCCAACCUUACCCUGGAGGACACGGGCACCAUCGUCUUCUCUGCGGAGGGAGUCCGGACCUCUGCCAGGCUCACUGUCAAGGAGACUCCAGUGACUAUCAUGAAGAAGCUGAUAGACAUGAGACUGGAGCAGGGCUCUCCUGCCACAUUGGAGUGUGAGCUGUCCAGACAGAACGUGGAGGUCAGGUGGCUGAAGAAUGGGACAGAGCUGAAGCCAGGGAAGACCCAGUACCGUAUUUACUCCAUGGGGAGGAAGAGGUUCUGUCAGCUGCUGCAGUGUAGCCUCUCUGAUGCAGGCACCUACACCUGUGACGUAGGAGACGUCAAUACAUCCUGUAACCUGGAGGUCUAUGAGCCUGAACUGGAGGUGCUACAUGGGCUGGAGGACCUGUAUGUCCAGGAGGACCAGAAUGCUGUGUUCAUGUGUGAGGUGUCCAUGGAGGACGUGACCGGGGAGUGGUACAAGGAUGGACACAAGAUACGACCCACUAGCACCAUCAAGAUACGCACAGAGGGGACCAAACACUUCCUUCUCAUGUGCAGCGUUAAAGCUGAGGAUUCUGGGGAGAUCCGCUUUGUGACCAAACAGACAGAAUCAACAGCCUACCUAGAGGUGGAAGAGGCCCCCGUGUCUAUCGUGAAGCCUCUGAGAGACCGCACGGCUCUGGAGAAGCACCGCGUGAUUCUGGACUGCACCGUGUCCACGCCGCGCUGUGAACUCACAUGGUACAGAGGCAAGGCAGAGCUGGUGUCUUCUGAUAGGCUAGAGAUCCACAGUGACGGCUGCUACCAUAAAUUGACCAUCCACGAGGCAACUGUAGAGGAUGAGGGUACCUAUAGUAUAGAGGUUGGGGAGCACACCUCCACAGCCCAACUCCUGGUGGAAGCCCAGUCCCUGGUGAUAGAGACAGAGCUGGAGGAUGUGGCGGUGACAGCUCCUGACCAGGCCUGUUUCCAGUGUGAGGUGUCCGUGGCCAUCAGCAGGCCCCCAGUCUGGACUCUGAACGGAGAGACCAUCCYGUCCAGCCCUGAUGUCCGCUUAGAGAACCARGGAACCGUCCACAAACUGAACCUGAAACAGACCAGACCAGACAUGAGCGGGACGGUUACCUUCGCCAUGGGAAAGGCCAAGAGCAGCGCCAAACUGAACGUGAUGUGGAAGUAGAAGCAAGGGGGAGAGAAUGGGAAAUGUUGAUUCUGUUAUGAUCAGGAAUCAAAUGUCUGAGACUGUUUUAGGGUUUGAAGGUACUAUAUAAGAAUGRGGUCUAUCUGAUCUAGUAAAGCUGCAUGUAAUGAGRGAGACAGAAAAGUGGAARGUGYUGAUGAAAUGUGGUACUUAAGCCCCAAACAACUGUUUCAGGAUCAGUUUCGAUGUUUUACUCAAUGGUUGGGGUUAUGAGCAAAGCUGAUCUUCAGUCAGUUGUAAAGGGCAGAAAGUAACCUUGAAGAGAAAUGUUAAGAAGGGUGGAUUCCAGUCAAGUCGGUAUGCAACACUCGGGUGUCUGAAGGUGUAAUAAUGGUUUAUAAUGGUGGGUAUGAAUGCCUGUGUAGAUGGAUAUAAAGAAAUUGUACACAUCUGUUACACAUAUUUAUUUUGAAAAUAUAUUGAAUGGAAAUUAACAUUUUAAUUCUAUAAUUAAGUAAAAAAUAAAUUUUUUGAAGAUCUUAUAUUUUAACUACUAUCAUUAAAUACCGACACCCAUAGUUUGAAUGACGGGUUUUAUCCAAUAAAACCGUCAGACAAUAUCUUAGGAUAGAGCUUACAAAUAUAUUGUUACUUUUGAAUGUGCUUCGAUGUCAAAUCGUGGCUUUUUGUAUUGCUGAGGAUAGAGUGUCUGAACACACAAGCACCUGCAAUGUUUAUUGAAUUAUGUUGCAUUUAUGGAAGAUAUCAUAAUUAAACAGUUCAAUACAA
Messenger RNA from Salvelinus sp. IW2-2015, 7407 nucleotides. Its product is annotated as obscurin-like protein 1. Lineage: Eukaryota; Metazoa; Chordata; Actinopteri; Salmoniformes; Salmonidae. The record is from RefSeq and is a predicted model, not a curated record. Gene Ontology annotation, molecular function: protein binding.